Messenger RNA from Lampris incognitus (smalleye Pacific opah), 1328 nucleotides. Its product is annotated as histone H3.3A. Gene Ontology annotation, cellular component: nucleosome. The transcript has 4 exons. The record is from RefSeq and is a predicted model, not a curated record. Lineage: Eukaryota; Metazoa; Chordata; Actinopteri; Lampriformes; Lampridae. Gene Ontology annotation, molecular function: DNA binding; structural constituent of chromatin; protein heterodimerization activity. The coding region runs from base 170 to 580 and encodes 136 amino acids.
CAAGUGCAUUGUGGGAAACGGGUGUCCUAACGCUUUCCUAUGUUCUUUUCUCUUUUUUUCCCCCUUCCUUCAUUUUAUUGCGAGAACAACGCUAUAGAGACCAGAGAACAAAUUCAAAAUUUUUAAGCUAUUGCUAUUUACUACGUUUCAGAGGUGACCUGUCGUAGCCAUGGCCCGUACCAAGCAGACUGCCCGUAAAUCCACCGGAGGCAAAGCCCCGCGGAAGCAGCUGGCCACCAAGGCUGCCCGCAAGAGCGCCCCUUCCACCGGUGGCGUCAAGAAGCCCCACCGUUACAGGCCCGGCACUGUAGCGCUACGUGAGAUCCGUCGUUACCAAAAGUCCACUGAGCUGCUGAUCCGCAAGCUUCCCUUCCAGCGCCUGGUGAGAGAAAUUGCUCAGGACUUCAAGACUGAUCUGCGUUUCCAGAGUGCAGCCAUUGGAGCCCUGCAGGAGGCUAGCGAGGCCUACCUGGUGGGUCUCUUUGAAGACACCAACUUGUGUGCCAUCCAUGCCAAGCGUGUCACCAUUAUGCCCAAAGACAUCCAACUUGCUCGCCGUAUUCGUGGGGAACGUGCUUAAAAUGCUUUUUUUCCAUUUUGUUAUAUGUAAUCUUCUCCAACCCACACCACUCUCUUUGUCCCUUCCCGUCCUCUAUACGUUGUUAGUAUUUUGGUUUGAGGUUCUAUAUAUAAUGAUUGUGGUAACUGUAAAAUGUGUAGUCAUGUCUUCUUCGGUGCUACUAGUAACAAGAGUUUGCUUAGAAUAUCUUUAUGUAUGUUCUAAACUUUGAAUCAUAUACUAUUACACUCCUCAUAUCUAACAAGCUAGCUCACAGGGAAUGCCUGGUUAUCUAGUAAUGGAUAAGGUGUAUUGCAAAUCAAAGAAUAGUGUGUUCUCAAAUAAAUGGUAGGAAUUAGUGUUUAGUUUUCAUCUUAAGACAAACAUAAAUGGGUCUUGAGUUUUUUAAAUCAAAUUUGAUGUAAUGGUGUUUUUUAUGACAAUGGCAUAUUUCUACUGUUGCUGUUUAAGUGUAUACAAUUACAAAAGUUUAAUUCUGUUCAUCAUUUAGAAAUGUCACUGUUAGUGACAAUGCAUGAUUCCACAAAUUACAAGCGGCAUAUAUGUAGCAGAACUAUGUUGUUUUAAUUUUCAGCCAUUUUGUCAAGGAAGUGUUAUGACUUUUUGUUUCUCUCUCAGGUUGAAAUGAAAACCUUUGAUUUUUUUUCUACUGUGUUUUUUUGAUUUGUGUUUUCAGUCAUUUUUAAAAGCAAAUAUUUGUACUCAAAAAUUCACAUGCAAACAUAAUAAACAAAUAAUUGUGGUUAAA